AUGUCAACAAAUGCAUCGUCAUCAUUGUCGGUGAAUCAACCUGUUCAAUCAACUUCACCUAAGCAAUUUGAUGAAUUUGGGAGUUUGUUAGAAUAUAGCAUAGCUAAAGAUGCUGCAUAUUGUUUAUAUUGUUAUCUUUUUUAUCGGCGUAGUGAAAGGGGUCAUGAUGCUUUUAUUACCGAAGGUUUUACUAAUUAGAGAAAAAAGGAAAGAUUGAGAGAACAUGUAGGAGACCAUAAUAGUGAUCAUAAUAGAUGUCGUUUACUUUUUCAAGAUUUAAUGAACCAAGCUCAACACAUUGAAGAGUCUAUUUUAAAAUAAUCAGAAAAGUCAAAGAUUGAGUAUCGUUAUAUAUUAAAUGCGUCGAUUGUUUGUCUCUGUUAUCUCUUGAUGCAAGGUUUGGCUUUUCGAGGGAAUGAUGAGUCUGAAGAGUCAUUAAAUCAAGGAAAUUUUAUUCAAUUGUUGAAGAAUUUGAAGCUCAUAGCUCCUUCCAUUCAAAAAGAUAUCAUUAAUGCAUGUGCAGUUGAAAUAACAAAUGCUAUAAUUAGAGAUUUGGGGGAUGAUUUAUUUUCCAUUUUAGUUGAUGAAUGUCAGGAUAUAUCAGUGAAAGCGCAAAUGGGAGUUGUCAUUCGUUAUAUUAAUAAAUUUGGAUGUGUUGUUAAAAGAUUUUUGGGUAUUGUGCAUGUUAAUGAUACUAGUGCAUCAUCACUUAAAAAGGCUAUAGAGUCUUUAUUCUCUACCCAUGGUUUGAGUGUAUCAAGUUUGAGAGGCCAAGGAUAUGAUGGAGCUAGUGAUAUGAAGGGAAAUUUAAUUGGGCUUAAGAGUUUGAUUUUAAGGGAGAAUUCUAGUGCUUAUUAUGUCCAUUGUUUUGCUCAUCAACUCCAACUCACACUUGUUGCUAUUGCUAAAAAACAUUCAAGCAUAAGCAUUUUUUUAAAAACCGUUGCACAUUUGUGCAAUAUUGUUGGAGGUUCUUGUAAAAGAAGAGACAUGCUUCGGGAAAAGCAAAGAGAGAAAGUAGUUGAAGGGAUUAGAAUUGGUGAAAUAGCAAUUAGACAAGGUUUAAAUCAAGAGAUGACAAUAAAGAGACCAGGAGAUACUUGUUGGAGUUCUCAUUAUAGUACAUUAAUUAAUUUGAUAUAUUUAUUUUCAUCUUUGAUUGAUGUUCUUGAGUAUAUUGGUGAAAAUGGUAAUGAUGAUCUAGAAAGGGGUGAAGCAAUUGAGUUGCUAGAUAUUAUGAGUCGUUUUGAAUUUAUUUUUGUGUUGUUUCUCAUGAGAAAAUUUUUGGAAAUCACUCAUGACUUAUCACAAGCUUUGCAAAGUAAGGAUCAAAAUAUUGUUAAUGCUAUGCAGCUAGUUAAAGUUUCCAAAUAUCAUUUACAAGUUGUAAGAGAUGAUGGUUGGAAAUCUUUACUACUUGAAGUAGUGCAAUUUUGUGGUAAACAUGAUAUAGUUGUGUUAGAGAUGGAUGAUUUGUAUACAAUGAGAGGGAGAUCAAGAAGAAGAACUGAAAAGAUGACAAAUCUUCAUUUCUACCGUAUUGAGCUAUUAUACUCUGUCAUUGAUAUGUAA
Manihot esculenta (cassava) is the source of this 1572-nucleotide messenger RNA. RefSeq names its product zinc finger MYM-type protein 1. Lineage: Eukaryota; Viridiplantae; Streptophyta; Magnoliopsida; Malpighiales; Euphorbiaceae. The record is from RefSeq and is a predicted model, not a curated record.